Molecule: messenger RNA, 1259 nt
Organism: Solanum dulcamara
Lineage: Eukaryota; Viridiplantae; Streptophyta; Magnoliopsida; Solanales; Solanaceae
Product: GATA transcription factor 1-like
Exons: 2
Coding region: 139-912 (257 amino acids)
Biological process (GO): regulation of DNA-templated transcription
Molecular function (GO): sequence-specific DNA binding; zinc ion binding
Source: RefSeq, a predicted model, not a curated record
UUAUUUCUCCCUAAUAUUUCUCUCUCUUUUAACAAAUUCAAACCAAACACAUAGCCAAAAAUAAAAACCAAAAACUUAUUGAAUUCUAUAGAUUUUUUUUUUCUUUCUACUUUUUUUCAGCUAUUGAAAAGAAAUUUUAUGAAAAUGGAAGCUAUGGACUCAACAACUUGUUUUAUGGUAGAUGAUGAUAUUCUUAAUUUCUCUUUGGAUGAUGAUGAGAAAUACCAAACUUCUUCUUCUUCUUUUGAAUCUUCAAACACCGUUGGAUUUCUUCAAGAUAAUCGUAGCCCUUCAUUUCCUGAUUAUGUAGAGGAAGAAUUGGAAUGGCUUUCGAAUAAAGAUGCAUUUCCAGAAGUAGAGUUUGACAUAUUAUCUGAUCAUGUCCCUAGUGUCAUAUUUGAUCAUCACAGCCCAAAUUCAGUACUGGAAAAUAGUAGCACCAUCAGCACCACCACCAACCAUUGUCACGUAAAUGUUAAGGGAAACGUGUAUAUAAGUCGCGCCUCUGACAUCCUACAAGUCCCCAUUAACUACCCCGUUCGUGCACGGAGCAAGAGAAGGAGAAGAACCGCCUUGCAAAGUGUGAAUUCAUGUGUGUGGGGUAACCAAGUGAAAUUCAAGAACACUACUUGUAAGAAAGGACUAGCAUUACUCUCAAUACCAAUGACUAAACCUAAAAGAGGUUCUAGCAUUGGUAGGAGGUGUCAGCAUUGUGGGGUCGAUAAGACCCCACAAUGGCGUGCAGGUCCUACAGGACCUAAGACAUUGUGCAACGCUUGUGGGGUCCGGUAUAAGUCUGGAAGGUUGUUUCCCGAGUAUCGCCCCGCGAAUAGUCCUACUUUUUCAGCUGAUUUACAUUCAAAUUCUCAUAGGAAAGUUUUGGAGAUGAGAAAGCAGAGGAUUGUGGAGUAGCAGAGGAUUUACAUCAAGUAUGUUUAUAUAUAGGGCAGGAUUAAUUAGUAGUGAGUCUAUAGUUUUCUUUUUAUUUAUAUUAUUUUUUAGCACAAUUAGGCUGGAAUCUAGGUUUAUUUUAAUGGCUAGAAGGUUAUUGAAUUUGAACCAUAUUAUUUGUAUUGAUUUCCAUCAAAAUCUACUAGGGGUUUUCAAGUUAACCUGUUUUGGUUAUGCUUUUGGUCAUGUAUAUUUCAUUUUUUUUCUUCCAACCAAUAAGAUGUAUUGACAGUUUGGGGAAGCUGCAGGUGGGGGCGGAGCUAGAGGGGCCAAAGGGGUUUUAUUUGAACCCCUUUCAUUGGAAUACA